Mucor velutinosus is the source of this 801-nucleotide messenger RNA. RefSeq lists its product as uncharacterized. Bases 1 to 801 code for a protein of 266 amino acids. Gene Ontology annotation, molecular function: nucleic acid binding. The record is from RefSeq and is a predicted model, not a curated record. Lineage: Eukaryota; Fungi; Mucoromycota; Mucoromycetes; Mucorales; Mucoraceae. The transcript has a single exon.
AUGGAAAAUUUAAUUGGAGCUUUUCCUGGCUUAAAGAUCAGUAAGUCGUCGGUCCAUCGAUAUAUGGUCAAUGACUGUGCCUUGUCAUUCAAGAAGGCCCAUCUCCACUCAAAGCAGAGAAACUCACCUGAAAGUAUCCAAAAGCGCUACGAAUGGGUUAAGAAAUGGGAGCAAAAAGAUAUGGACUACAUGUCGAACUACGUCUUCCUUGAUGAAUCUGCUUUCCUUAUCAACCUGAAGCGAACAAUGGCUUGGUCUGAGAGGGGAACUCGCGCUGAGGUGGUUGUUUCUGUAGCGAGGGCCAAAACCACAACUAUUCUCGGUGUAGUAAGUGUUUGGGGCAUUAUCAAUGUUCAAGUAAGAAUACCAGGCGCCUCUGUUAAGAAAAGAAAGAUAGGUGGAGGCUCUGGUAAAGUAGGACCUGGAGGUACCGUAACAGGGCAUUAUUUCAAUUUCGUGGCUAAGACACUGGAUGCUUUGGAUAAGGAUGAUAAGUUCAAAAGCUUCUAUACCAUAAUGGAUAAUGCGCCUAUUCAUACGGCCAAUGACAUUGAAAGAUAUAUCAUUCAGCAAGGCUACAGAUGUGUAUAUCUUCCUCCAUACUCUCCUGAGCUAAACCCUAUUGAACAAUUUUGGCAUGUCGUAAAAAGCAAGCUGAAAAGAGAAAGGUUACUGUCAGACGAGAACCUCACUAGUAGAAUAGCCAAUGCAUGUAACAGUGUUUUGUAUAGCGAUCUUGAGGGAACUGCUCGUUAUUCUGUCAACAAAUUUGAGGCAUGCUUGAAUAAACAGCCUUUGUAG